Messenger RNA from Lytechinus pictus (painted urchin), 3058 nucleotides. RefSeq names its product sodium- and chloride-dependent glycine transporter 1-like. The transcript has 14 exons. Gene Ontology annotation, biological process: sodium ion transmembrane transport. Bases 85 to 2019 code for a protein of 644 amino acids. NCBI's taxonomy places the organism in Eukaryota, Metazoa, Echinodermata, Echinoidea, Temnopleuroida, Toxopneustidae. Gene Ontology annotation, cellular component: plasma membrane. The record is from RefSeq and is a predicted model, not a curated record.
UCGGCAUUUUACUCUUUAAAUUGUGAUGCGUUUAGUGUUCUUGUAGCAAGCUUCCAGUAUAGGCCUAUACCUAUUUUCAGAACCAUGGAAGAUAAACAUAAAAUAGUUGAGCAGGAGAAUGGGGAGAAGGGUGAUGUGGAAGCGGAAAAGGAGAAUGAAAACCUGAGGGAAAAUUGGAGCCAUAAAAUGGACUUCUUCCUCUCAGCCGUUGGUUAUGCUGUUGGGUUUGGAAACGUUUGGAGAUUCCCUUAUCUGUGCUUCAAGAACGGUGGUGGUGCGUUUCUCAUCCCGUACAUCAUCUUCUUGGCCAUUGCUGGUGCCCCACUUUACACCAUCGAGCUAUCCAUAGGACAAUUCUCAAGUCUUGGUUGCAUCGGCUGCUGGAAUAUUGCUCCUAUGUUUAGAGGAUUGGGGAUAGGCAUGAUGAUUUUGAACGCAUUGGUCUCCAUCUACUACAACGUCCUCGUAGCUUGGGCGCUCUAUUUCUUGGGAGCUUCCUGUCAGUCCACAUUGCCUUGGUCCAACUGUAACAACUACUGGAACACAGAAAACUGUUUCGAAUCCAGCUUAAACAAUACAUUCAACCUCACACACUCGGUUCGACCUAGCGAAGAAUACUGGCAACACCGGGUUCAUCAUCUCUCGGGAGAUAUUGGAGACAUGGGAUCCAUGAACUGGGACAUGUUUGGAGCUUUUGUCGGAUCUUGGCUUAUCGUCUAUUUCUGCAUCUUCAAAGGGGUCAAAUCAGUCGGAAAGGUGGUGUACUUCACGGCUACCUUCCCUUACGUGGUUCUCCUCAUUCUUUUCUUCCGUGGUGUCACUCUCCCCGGCGCAGCCAAAGGCAUCCUUUUCUAUAUCCGACCAGAUUUCCAAAGGCUUCUGAAAGUAGAGCCAUGGAAGGAUGCUGCAAACCAGAUAUUCUACUCAUUAGGACUGUCUUUUGGAACUAACAUCACACUUUCAAGCUACAACAAAUUCAAGAACAAUGUUUACAGGGAUGCCCUUACUGUUUCAGUCAUAAACUGUGGGACAAGUAUAUUCGCUGGCUUCGUAAUCUUCUCUGUCUUGGGUUUUAUGGCUCACGAUAGCGGGCUAGAUGUCGAAGACGUCGUGGACGACGGUCCUGGACUAGCCUUCAAGGUGUACCCUGAGGCCCUGUCCCGUCUACCUGUCCCUCAACUCUGGUCUAUAUUGUUCUUCUUCAUGUUGAUUACUCUUGGUCUGGAUAGUCAGUUUGCUGGAAUUGAAUCACUAGUCACGGCAAUAUGCGAUGAAUUCACUCCUGAAUUGAGGAAGAAAUGGAAGUGGCUUGUUACCGUGUUAGUUUGUGCUGCUGGAUUCCUGUUCGGGUUACCCUUAUGCAUGCAGGGAGGGUUAUACGUAUUGACGUUGAUUGACUGGUACGCGGCUUAUAUUUCAGUUUUCAUUAUGGCUACUUGCUACUUACUGGUGAUCUGUUUUCUUUACGGACGGAAGCGUUAUGUGGGUGACAUCCGGGCUAUGAUUGGUUUUGAUGUCUUCAUUUAUUGGCAGAUCUGCUGGGCUGUAAUUUCACCUCUUGUCAUGAUACUCAUCGUGGUGUUAGGAGUAAUAUUCUACACUCCAGCAUCAGUUGGAGACUACAUCUUCGAACCUUGGGCCCAGGGGGUCGGCUGGCUACUUGCAUGUCUGUCAAUCGCUGUCAUACCUGCGUACGCCAUCUAUGCCAUAAUAUUCCACGCCAAGGGAUCACUUUCCGAGCGUCUUUCAUUCUUAGUAAAACCAAGAUGGGACUGGGGUCCAGCGCUGAAUGUAGACCGUAUCGCUCACGGAUACAAGCCAUUCCCUCCCGGUCGAGGCGGACCUAUCCCCGAUGACUAUUCUGGAGAAUACGCUACGGAAUCUGACGGCACGGCGAUAUACACCCCUUCGAAAGGCGUGUCCAUCGAUUGCGGGAAGUAUACUGUGACGUCAGAUCAGGGACGCGGGAUUGAUAACGCCAGCAAUGGAAGCCCACCUCCUUACAAUAUGGUUAUCUAAGAACGACGUAUGUGCCUACAAAAGCAGAACCUGUCUUAGGUCAUAUGGAAGUGGACCAACCCUCUUUAAAAAUAUAAAAACAAAACCCUCUCGUGGACCCAUUUAAUGUUAGAGACGCUGGAGUACAAAGCCUAUACAUCUAGAGGCCUAACACACAAGAAGGUGGCGGGCAGAUAAGACAACGGUCCCUUAUGAUUUUCCAAGUAGUGAAAGAACUAAAGAAAGAAUGAAAUAAGAAAAGGAAAUGUCGUGAAAUACCGAUUUAUCUAACUGAGUAAAAAUACAUUGCCGUAGAUCGUCUUGCCCCUAUUGAAUUACACCUGCGCCGCCCUAUUCAUAAACAUUAUAAAGUAAUGCUUACAUAACGGAUUUCUUCCUUUUCUCCGGACACAUGGUAUUGAAAUUCAUAAAGAAACGGCCGAUUUUAAAUUUAAAUUGAAACUGAAUUGGCAGACAUUUCCAGGUCCCAAGUAAGGGGUUAAGAAUAAUUCGAAUAAGGGUACACUCUCCAUUUUUUCUUCUUAAAUGUAAAAAUGGCAGAACAACAGAAGUUCGAUCUCCUGAAAUCCACUGAGAUAUUGUAAAUAUUGUCUUAAUAUAGGCCUAUAUUAAUUCUACGUUAUCGACAGUAGAAACAUGUUUUGGAGAAUUCUUUAUCUCUGACAAUAUUGACGUUUUUAAAUUUUAAUGUAAAGAACCGACAUUAUUUUAGGAUAUUACAUGGAUGAUGCAAAAGUGAUGAAUAUCAUUGACAGCGGGUGAUAUAGAAUUUUAUAAAAGUCAAUCUUGGAAUAGAAAUACAUACAUACAUACACACAUACAUACAUACACACACACAUACAUACACACCCACACUCACACACACACACACACAUAUAUAUAUAUAUACAUAUUUUGUGUGUUUAUAUAUUUUCCAAUUGUAUGUGGUAUACCUAUAAAGAAUCUAUUAUAGUUUAUAGUUUAUUUGUACUGUUUAAUUACUGAAUGAGUAUCUGCUUUCUUCGAAUAAAAUCAAUCAACAUAAUCAUAAUGAUCAAUG